GCGAAAUGUUUGCGAAAAGUAAAAAUGUAUUCUUGAUUUCAGAAUCGUCUCUAACUCAUAAAGUUUGGCUGUCGUGUGUUAGUUACGUUUUUUAAGACAAAUUGAUUUAAAGUUUAUUUUUGUCAAUGACUCGGCGUGUAAUGCAUAAAUAAAGAGUUCAGGGUUCAGUCACGUUGUUCUCCGCGUGCCUCGCUGGCUGAUAAGUGUAGCACCCCCCCACCCCGCUGUCCCCCCCCCCACCUGUGAGGACGUAUGACGAGUAAUAAUAAUAAUAAUAACUUUAAUUAUUUAGCACCUUUAAAAACAAUGUUUCAAAGUGCUCCAAAGAGAGUCAAAACAAGUAGAAUAGCAAGAAACCAAUAUUACAUUUAAAAGUAUGUAUUAAAUAUAAAAUGGAAAAUAAAUAAAUUAAAAACAGUGGACGAAGCGCUUUUUGUGUGUCAUGUGACACGUUCUCUGUCACAUUUCUAGAAUGCUGGGUCAUUAGAAUCGGUUUUAUAGUCUGAAAGUGAAACGUCUUCUGCAUCCGCGGCACAACAAACGGUUAAUUGUUGUUCGGCUUUUAUAUGUGUGUGUGUGUGUGUGUGUGUCAGAGGUCAGUGGAAAUGUACUGACUGACCAUUGUGCCGUUAACAAUGAUUAACUGCUUCACCCGUCCUCCACUUUCUCCUGGAUGAUAUUGGCGAUUGUGGACGUUAUCGUGAUGGAUAACAUUAAUAAUCUGUAAUCACGUCCUCUGUCUCCAGAUAAAAAGAUGGAUCGUCACGAUAAAGAAGUCAUCCCCGAAGAGGUGUUGCCCGUCGUGAUCAUCGGCAACGGCCCGUCGGGGAUCUGUCUCUCCUACCUGCUGUCGGGCUACACGCCGUACCUGUCGCCCGGGGCGUCGCACCCCAACCCGCUGCUGCACAGCAAGCUGCGGGAGCAGCCGCACCUGUCGCUGCUGGAGCAGGACCUGGAGUACCUGUGCGAGGGCCUGGAGGGCCGCUCGUCCAAUCCCGUGGCCGUGCUGUUCGACUCGCUGCUGCUGCCCGACAGCGACUUCGGGCUGGACCACUCGUCCCCGCUGGAGUGGCGCUACGAGCCGGAGAGGGCCGUCCCCCACCUGGUGCUGGGCAAGGGCCCGCCGGGGGGGGCCUGGCAUGCCAUGGAGGGCUCCAUGCUGACCCUCAGCCUGGCCAACUGGAUGGAGCUGCCUGGCCUGAAGCUCAAGGACUGGAUCAGGGAGAAGCGCAGGAGCGUGCGUAACGACCGGGCGACGCCCACAGAGAUCGCCUCCUACUACCAGCACUACGUGUCCCAGAUGCUCCUCGAGCAGAACUUCGCCUGCGGCACCACCGUCACCUCCGUCAGCCGGCAGCCCGGAGACCAGGAGGAGGAGGAGGAGGCGGCGCCGCCCUGCUGGAGGGUCACGGGACUGCAGCGCCGAGAGGGGGAGGAGCUAGGAGAAGGCUCCUCCCUGUCCGAGGAGGUGCCGUUCUCCAUGCUGGCCCACAACGUGGUCCUGGCGACGGGGACCCACGACAUCCCGGCCCGGCUGGGCGUGGAGGGGGAGGAGCUGCCUCACGUGUGUCACUCCUUCUGGGAGCUGGAGGCGGCCAUCUCCCGCGGCGAGCUCGACCAAUCCUCGGACCCCGUGCUGGUAGUGGGGGCGGGGCUUACGGCGGCCGACGCCGUGCUGGCCGCCCACCACCUCAACACGCCGGUGUACCACGCCUUCCGGCGCUCCGUCACCGACCCCGGGCUCAUCUUCAACCAGCUGCCCAAGCUGCUCUACCCCGAGUACCACAAGGUUCACCAGAUGAUGAUCCAGCAGCAGUACGAGCCGGACCCUCAGGACCACACCCAGAACCUCCAGGACCCCUCCAGCCCUUCAUCCCUCCCUCCCCUCUCCUCCUCUUCCUCCUCCUACCCGGGUUACCUCAGCUUCCCGCGCUACCGGGUCGCGGCGUUCCGACCCGACCGCAAGUGCGUCCUGGAGUCGGACUCGGGCCGGCGGACGGUGGUCCAGAUCUCCAAGGCGCUGGUUCUGAUCGGCGCCCACCCCAACCUCUCCUUCCUGGGCGACAACGGCCGCUCGCUGGGCGUGAACCCCGAGGAGCCAAUCACGUGCCGGAGGAACCCGGUGGAGGCGGACCCGUUCACCAACAAGGUGUCGGCGGCGGCCGGGCCGGGCCUGUACGCCAUGGGGCCGCUGGUCGGAGAGAACUUCGUGCGGUUCCUGAAAGGCGGGGCGCUGGCCAUCGCCAGCGACCUCGCCAAGACCCAGAGGGAGGGGGGCCGGUGGGGGGGCGGGGCCGCGCGGACCGGACCCGAGGUUCUGGACUCGUAGCACGAAGCGAGCGAUGAACGUUUUUCAGACGGAAAUACAUCGCAACAGUCGGGGAAACGAAGAAAGUAAAGAAAAAACGUCUCAAACGGGUCGGCGCCGCUUCUGGACUCCGCCCUCGGGCUCCGCCACCAGGCUCCGCCCCCGAGCUCGGGUUCGGUACCGUUCUCUACCGGGUUUUUAAGGACAUUAUAAUACCGGCUUUUGACCAAUGAAAACUCCCGACGUCGAUGUUCUUGAAGAAUCUUCUCGUCCCUCGGCGGCGGUCACGUUGUGGUCGCCGCCCCCUGGUGGGCAAACGCUGAACUUCACCCUGACCUCAAACAUGCGCCUGCGACACAUUUUGGCGUCCGUGAUAAAUCUCUCUCUCUCUCUCUCUCCCCCGACAUGUGACCCACAACCAUUUGCAGCUUUAUUUAUAUCCAUAUUGUGUUUUUCUAAAAUAAAUAUAUAUAGAAUUUUUUUUUUUAACAUUACGAGUUGAUGAGGACGCAAACGAAGGAGGGAGAGAAUAAAUUGACUGGAAAAGGAACCAAUCAGCAGCUACCUGGUGAACCAAUCAGCAUCACACAACCAAAACAGCCUCUUUAUUAAUAAUUAACACGUUUAUGUUGUGGUUUUAUUGUUUUUCGUGACACUCCGGUUCAGUUCUACACAUCGUAUCAUUCUCCACGUGUGAGCUUGUAUAUUUUGGGGGUUUUAUGAUUAUAUGUAUAUGUAUAUAUAUAUUUAUAUAUUUAUUUAUAUAUGUAUAUAUAUACACACAUGGUGCUUUAUUUUUCUCAGUUUGAAGCCACUGUUCCCACCGGGUAUCUUUUGUGAAUCUAUCUUGUGAAAAGCUUUUAUACUUUAAACAUCUUCACGUUGUUCAUAUAUUCAGUGUUUCUACGGCUCCUCGUCGCGAUGAUGUCACACGUUGUUUAUUAUAACGUUGCACGACGUCGCCCGUUCAGAAACGAUGUUUCCUCCACCUGAAUCUUCCACUUUUGUAACUUUUUUAAGAUAUUAAUAACGGGGGGAUGUUGUUCUGUGAUUCUGUUGAUUUCAAAGAUAAACAACAACAACAACAAAACGUU
Molecule: messenger RNA, 3402 nt
Organism: Pseudoliparis swirei
Lineage: Eukaryota; Metazoa; Chordata; Actinopteri; Perciformes; Liparidae
Gene: osgn1
Product: oxidative stress induced growth inhibitor 1
Exons: 7
Coding region: 755-2329 (524 amino acids)
Source: RefSeq, a predicted model, not a curated record